GUGACGAUCUUAUUGCUAUAUUGCAUUUCUUUUCAAAGAAUACAUUAUCCAUUUAACACAUAUAUGUGCGUAUGAUCCGUCUUCGCGAAAUAAUCGAUGUCACAAGUCACAAAUAACUUUGCACACACAUCUCUUUCCGCGAGUUUCUGUUUCCAAUUCGCCUUUAUCGAAAUUUAAAUGCGCGCAUAUAUUGAAGCAUAGAAAGUGAAAUUUACGCCGGCCACCACGUGGCGCUAGUAGGAUACCUUGAUGCGAACACAAGUGAUGUUUGACAUUUGUCAUUUUUGACAUUUGUCAAUUUUGACGUUUGUCACUUUUGACAUUUGUCACUUUUGUCAAUUUAUCAGUUUGGAUAUUUUUUCUAAGAAGAUGCCGGGUUGCUGCAUAUCCGGUUGUACUAAUUCAACCGUCAAGGGGUUCUCAAUGAGAAGUUUUCCCACAGAUCCUCAACGGAGAGCAUUGUGGAUCACCAAUAUUGGUAAACCAAAUUGGGAACCCAAGGCACAUAGUCGCGUAUGCGACGUACAUUUUUCUAAGAAUAUGUGGGAGAAAGUCCGUUGUGAUGGUAAACAGAAGUUAAAAUGUAACGCUGUGCCGACAAUUUUCCCUUCUCAUCAACUGGAUACAAAUAAUUUGGUCUAUAAUCAGAACACAGGUGAAAAUGAUAUUGAUAAUUUGGUGGCUGAUAAAAGAAGUAAUAUCAAUUUGCUUCCAAUAUCACAAGUUUAUUUAAAUGCACCUAUAUCUGCAAAUGUGGAAGAAGUAGAUUGGAAAAAACAAUGCGAAGAAUUAAAACUUCUAUUGAAAAAGAGCGAACAAACUUGCAAAAAACUUCAAAGUGCCAUAAACACACGCGAAGAAAUGUUUAAUAAAAUAAUAACAAAAAGUGAUAGAUUUAGAAAAAUUUUGAAGGAACGUUUAAAAAGAUUGAGAGAAAGCAAUCAAAAGUAUGAAAAUUUAAAAACUAAUUUAGAAAAAAUCUUUAAUAAAGAUCAAAUUAUAAUUCUUAGUAAAAAUGAUUGUAAAUGGUCUUACGAGACAAUUAUGCAAGCUAUUGAGUUGAAACAUAAAUGUGACAAUAAUAAAGCAUAGCAAAAUAUCA
Messenger RNA from Nylanderia fulva, 1102 nucleotides. RefSeq names its product THAP domain-containing protein 11-like. The record is from RefSeq and is a predicted model, not a curated record. NCBI's taxonomy places the organism in Eukaryota, Metazoa, Arthropoda, Insecta, Hymenoptera, Formicidae. Gene Ontology annotation, molecular function: sequence-specific DNA binding.